GAUGUUUUAAUAAUAACUUGUCAAUCAUCUACCUUAUUUGAUGGCAUUAGAUAAAUCUAAAGAUCUUGAAUCAAUUGGUUAUUAUCUUUCUGAACAUUUAAAAGUUGCAGGAGGAUAUUGGACAAUUAAUGCAAUAGCUUGUCUAAAUAAAUUAGAUGAUAUUAGUCAAGAGAAAAAGCAACAAUUAUCAAAAUGGCUUAAGGAAUGUUAGAAUUAAGAUGGUGGUUUUGGUGGUAAUACAAAUCAUGAUUCUCAUAUAACAAAUACACAUUAUGCUAUUUUAUUAAGCUUUUUAUUGGGAUGUGAAUUAGAUUAUGAGGCAGCAGCUAAAUAUGUAGCAGCUAGAUAGAGAUAGGAUGGAUCAUUUGAAGGAGAUUAAGUAAGUAUUAUUAAAAGCAUAUUAUAGUGGGGAGAAGUAGAUGCAAGAUUUUCAUAUUGUGGUUUAUCAUCUUUAACAUUAUUAAACAAAAGAGAUUUGAUAGAUGUUAAAAAAGCAGCAAGUUAUAUAAAGAAAUGUAGAAAUUUUGAUGGAUCAUUUGGGGGAAUGUAUUUAAUAAAUUGAAUUAUUUUUAGUCCAGAUGCAGAAUCUCAUGGAGCAUAUGUUUUUUGUUGUGUUGGAACACUCUAUUUAUGUGAAGAUCUUUCUUUUAAUAUUGAUGAAUUAUCAAUGUGGAUACAUGAGAGAUAAACUAGUAAAGGAGGGUACAGUAAUUAUAUAUGUUGUAGAUUGAAUGGAAGACCUGAGAAAUUGGCUGAUGUUUGUUAUUCUUGGUGGAUGUAUAGUGCAUUAUGUUUAUUAAAAAGAGAACAAUGGAUAAAUUAAUAAGCAUUAGAAAAUUAUAUACUUGAGGUAUAUAUCUUAAUAAUUCAAUAUAAAUAGUGUUAAGAUAAUGUUGGUGGAAUAGCUGAUAGACCAAAUAAUCAACCUGAUGUUUUUCAUACAUUCUUUGGUUUGGCAGCAUUGUCAUUGUUAAAUGGUGAUAAAUAUCAAUUGAAUCCUAUUGAUCCUGCAUUUGCACUUCCAAAAUCAAUACUCAUUAAUAUACCUGGAGCGAGCAGAUUUAUUUAAUCUUGA
This is a messenger RNA of Paramecium pentaurelia, 1075 nucleotides long. Lineage: Eukaryota; Ciliophora; Oligohymenophorea; Peniculida; Parameciidae. The record is from the annotation of a GenBank genome assembly.